Trichoderma virens Gv29-8 is the source of this 2121-nucleotide messenger RNA. RefSeq lists its product as uncharacterized. The record is from RefSeq and is a predicted model, not a curated record. Gene Ontology annotation, biological process: pentose-phosphate shunt. Gene Ontology annotation, molecular function: transketolase activity. Bases 1 to 2121 code for a protein of 706 amino acids. The transcript has 3 exons. Lineage: Eukaryota; Fungi; Ascomycota; Sordariomycetes; Hypocreales; Hypocreaceae. Gene Ontology annotation, cellular component: cytosol.
AUGGCUCCUGGAAUCCUAUCCACGGAGAAAUCCGAUAUUACAAAAGCACGAAAUAAAGAACAUGAGCUAGUUCUCAAAACCUUUCGCCUGCUCAUCAGCGAUCUCUGCCAACAGUUCAAUGGCGGCCAUCCAGGUGGUGCCAUCGGGAUGGCAGCUAUUGGAAUCGCCUUGUGGAAGUACGUGAUGAGAUACGCGCCGUUGCAACCAAGCUUUUUCAACAGAGACCGAUUUGUGCUCUCAAAUGGCCACACCUGCCUCUUUCAAUACACUUUUCUGCAUUUGACGGGAUAUCGUGACAUGACAAUGGAUCAGCUCAAGUCAUAUCACUCAAAACGCUGGGAUUCAAUCUGCCCCGGACAUCCAGAAAUCGAGAUUGAAGGUAUCGAGGUGACAACUGGGCCAUUAGGACAGGGAGUCGCUAAUGCCGUCGGCCUCGCUAUGGCGACAAAGAAUCUUGCAGCAACGUAUAACCGACCUGGAUUUGACGUUGUAUCGAAUCACACGUGGUGCAUGAUUGGUGAUGCUUGCCUGCAAGAGGGCGUGGCUCUGGAAGCCAUCUCCUUCGCAGGCCACCUCAAGCUAAACAAUCUGACCAUUAUAUACGAUAACAACCAAAUCACAUGCGAUGGUUCAGUUGAUCUGACCAACACCGAAGACGUCAACGCUAAAAUGAGAGCGUGCGGCUGGGAUGUGAUAGAUGUCGAAGAUGGUUGCUAUGAUGUAGUUGGUAUUGUGGCUGCAUUAGAAAAGGCUCGAGCAUCAGUAGACAGGCCAACGUUUAUCAACGUCAGAACGAUCAUUGGACUAGACAGCGCUGUUGCUGGACAGGCGGAAGCUCAUGGUGCCGCGUUUGGUGCCGACGAUGUCAAGCGGAUGAAGAGAUCUUACGGCUUCAAUGAAGACGAGUACUUUGUCAUUGGAGAUCAAGUCCGCCAAUUCUUUUUGGAUCUACCCAACCGCGGAGAGCGGAUUGUAUCACAGUGGAAUGACCUUGUAGGAAAAUAUGCAAACGCUCACCCCCUCCUUGCUGAGGAGUUUCAGCGGCGUCUGGAUGGAAAGCUGCCAUCUGAUUGGAAGAGUCUGGUACCAAGCCAUAAGAAGCUUUCUGACAAGCCAAUGGCGACGCGAGCAUCGUCUGGGUUGAUGAUCAAUCCUCUUGCUAAGGAUAUCAACUCUUUUAUGGUGGGAACAGCGGAUCUCUCGCCAUCUGUACAUAUGGCUUGGGACGGCAAACAAGAUUUUCAACACCCUGAUCUUCGGACAACUUGUGGAAUCAAUGGUUCUUAUAAGGGCCGAUAUAUUCACUACGGUGUAAGAGAGCAUGCUAUGUGUGCUAUUUCUAACGGCAUGGCAGCUUUUGCUCCCGGCACCUUCAUCCCAGUUACCAGUUCCUUCUUCAUGUUCUAUCUAUAUGCAGCACCAGCUGUGCGAAUGGGUGCUCUACAAGGACUCAAGGUGAUCCACGCAGCAACACAUGAUUCAAUCGGAAUGGGUGAAGAUGGGCCGACUCACCAACCCAUUGAGCUGGCAGCAUUGUUUCGAUCCAUGCCGAACUUGCUGUAUAUCCGUCCUGCAGACAGUGAAGAAACAGCUGGUGCCUGGAUUGCCGCCAUUGAAACCCAAAAUGCGUCUUCCAUCAUCUCGACUUCACGACACAAAGUGCCACAACUAAAGCAGACACGCCGAGAUGGCGUUGCAAAGGGUGCCUAUGUGAUUCAAGAAGACGACGAUGCCCAACUCACACUCAUUGGCGUCGGUGCAGAAUUAUCGCACGUCCUCGACGCCGCCGCCGUGCUAAUAGAGACAAAAGGUAUCCGCUGCAGAGUAGUCAGCUUUCCAUGCCAGCGAUUAUUUGAGGGUCAAUCUUUAGAGUAUAAGAGAAAUACCUUGCGGAGACAUCACGGCAUCCCAGCUGUUGUGGUAGAACCAUAUACACCGAACGGAUGGGAAAGAUAUGCAGACGCAGGUAUAAGCGUGAGGCGUUUCGGACACAGUCUCCCAGGUCCUGAGGCUUACAAGUAUUUUGGCUUCGAUGUCGAUAGUAUUGUGUCCAAGUUAUCAAGUUAUCUGACGAUGAUACACCAAGAUGAGAUCUUGAAGCAAGAGUUUAUCGACCUGUAG